UGUGAGAGGCGGGGGAGGCCUACCUUUCUGAGGCGGGAGCCGGCGGGCCCAACAGCCCCGCGCUCCACCCUGCUCCGCCGCCGCUUCCGUCAAGGGCGACCGCGGGUGGCCGGGCGAAGCCCUGAGAGACGAUGCUUAAGGUACAAGGAAAACCAUUUUCUGGAACAUCUGAAUUGUAAUUUAAGCUUGAGUUACCUACGACAGUCAAGGGGCAAACAUGCUUGACUCCGCAAGUGAACUGGAGUUUUCGGAAGAAAAAGCUACCGAGGAUCCCUCCCAGCUCUCUUCCCUGGAGCUGUCAGGUGACACAGCGUCCAGCGGGAAAAACUCAGCUGGUUUACCCGAAAAAACUGGCUAUCCGGACUCCGUUUACGUUAUGGCAGCGAACAUCUUUCAGGGUAUUCGAGUCGAAAAGUCACCAGGGAAAGUCUUAAUAAAGUAUGGGAAUGAACCCCUGCAGUACUCGACCGAGUUUGAGGAUGAAUCCUUUCAGCGUUUGUCCUACGAGCUGGCGUUCAGUGCCCUGAAAUAUCAAGAUAUUUUAGAAAGUAUAUUAAUAGACAGCUAUAUCUUCCCAAGUACCACAAUACCAGAUCAUUUGAACAGUCUUAUUGUUGUGAUGCUGUAUGAUUUCCAAGAUAGAAAAUUUCAAGGUCGUCUCCUUUCUGAUAAUGAAGAGUCCAUAGCGGAAGUUCUAGAAGUAGAGAACCUUCUUAACAGUUUUAAGACAAAAUUGGCUGCGGCAUUGGCAAGAUGUCGGAUCAAACAUGAUGCCCUUUCAAUUUACCACAUUCUUCCAGAAACCAUUAGGAACCAGGAACUAAGGGCCUCUACUUUGCCACUUUAUGCUUGGAUAAAUACUUGUAAAAUCAGCCCUGAAGAAGUUUAUCAUAGUUUGAAGAAAAAAGGCUAUAAUAAAGUCGAAUCUAUAUUGCAUAUUGAUGACAAAGUCUUUGCUGUGGAUCAACAUUGCUAUGAUGUAUUAAUUUUUCCAUCUCAUCUUAAAAGUGAUCUUCUAAAUACAGAUCUUUUCAAAGAUUAUAAACUUAUAUUUCAGGACAAAUCUCGAAGUCUCGCUGUCCAUUCUGUAAAGGCUUUAUUAAACAUGGAUGAUGAUAUCUUAAUGGUCAAUACAGGUUCGUGGUACACGGUUGCCCAUAUGUCAGUCUUAACAAAUAAUAAUACCUCAAAAAUAUUUGUGUGUGGAGUACAAUCACAAGCUAAGGAUCCUGACCUGAAGAACCUUUUCACAAAAAUGGGAUGUAAAAAUAUUGAAAUACUUCAUGAAACAUUUAUUAACCUUGAAUCAAAGGAUCAUAGAUUACAGAAAGUUAAAGUUAUUCUGCUGCUGCCUCGUUGUUCUGGACUGGGUAUUAGUAAUCCAGUAGAAUUCAUUUUAAACGAGCAUGAAGAUACAGGUUUACUUAAAGAUUUCUCCCAAGGAGGCACAUCAGAAGAUAAACUUCAUGUUCUUGCUCAACAGCAGUAUGAACAGCUAACACAUGCAAUGAAAUUUACUAGAGCUCAAGCAAUUGUUUACUGCACAUGCUCAGUUUAUCCAGAAGAAAAUGAAGCUGUUGUUAAGAAAGCACUGGAAUUUCAAGACCAUGGGAUUAAAGUACAACCUUAUAGGCUUAGUCCUCCUGUUCUUCCACUGUGCUCCUUGAAGGAAAUACAUUUGUCCACUGACAAAUUUUUCAGAAUGGAACCAUCUGAAAUUACCAAUGGUUGUUUUCUUUCUGUUCUAACAAGGGAGCGGGACCCAUCUGAGACAGUGUCUGUGAAAGAUGUUUUGGCCCGCGCUGCAGCAAAGGGUCUACUGAAUGGGAUUGAGUUGGGUAAACCUUCAAAACGGGAAAAGAAGAAGAAAAAAUCAAAAAUACCAUUGCCAAAAGCUCCCACUGCUGAUAAUAACAGCGUCCAAAUGAAAAUUGCUGAGUUCCUGAGUCGAGAAACUAAUGCAAAUGCUAAUCGGUCAGAGGCAUUAACGACAAAAACAUCUCUUCCACAGAAAAAUACAAAUCAAGUGGGUUCUUCCCCACAGGUCAGAAAAACCAACAAACCCACCACCAAUCCUUUAGCGCCUACGUUUAUGAAGAACACACCUCCUGCCAGACCCUAUGAACGGCUGACAAACUUUGUGAGACCUCGCCCAGAAGAUAGAAUGAUUGCACUGAAACCCAUAGAGAUUGUUUUGCCUCCAGUAAUGUUGCCAUUUUCAAGUUCCCAAGGGAUCAGGUCUCACGUACCAACUCAACAGUUUUACUGUCGUUGGGUUGGGCCCAAGACUGUCAUGCCUGGCUAUCUUUCCACACCAUCAGUACCCAGAAGGGGGGAAAAGCCUAAAGAUAACUUACCUUCCUCCCUCCCCAGACGUCCUCGACCAUGGCUUUGACUGUCUUGUGUGUUUUACAGGGGUCAAGAGUAGUUGAAUUUUUUUUCAAAGUCUGCUAUUUCUCUGAAGGUUAGAUAUCCCUACACAAAGUACUCAUUCUUUUGAUCACUUAGUGUCUUCUAAAUCUGAUUAUUACCUUCAAGAGAAUUAAGACAAAUGAGAAUAAUGUAUGUGAAUUAAGCAAAGCAGAAUUCAGAGAUUUCAACAGCUGGGUGCUGGUCUGCUUUAGACUGUCAUUCUGUAGACUCCGUGUCUCACUCUUGUUAAUUUUCAGUCGGGACUUAAGACACUAGUUUAAAAAGAAAGCUGCAACAAGUUUUCCUGAAGGGAAACACUGUGCCUUAUAACAUACCCUUUUAGAAAUCAAUUUGUGAGGCAGUUUAUUAGAAAGCAUAGAUACGGAAAAGGUGCUCUCACACUGACUUCAGUGCCCUUCCGUAUCUAGUCAGCUGUAGUUUAACAUUUCAACACUAUUAAGGUUGACUUUUUUCCCUUAAAUAUCAAAAUAUUCUUUAAACAGGGGAUAUUAUGAGCUUUUGUGAUGUGACUGAGGUUGAGUCUGAGUAGGAAGAACAGGAAGUGCCAAGGUUCCAGGUGUGGGUAGUUCAAAUGUCUCUUCACAGAGUGAAGACUGUUUCUCAUUGGAAGAGCUUCCAGGAUCUGGGGCAGAUUGAACGUAAGCGCUCCCUUCUGACUGUUUAUGCCAAAUAUUGUUGUAAAAAAGUGACUGUAAGCAAACCUCCAUCUAAAUAGUAAUUCUGAGGAAGAGGCAAAACUGUUGAAUACAAGUGACACACCUGUAUUUGAAGAAAUCUUUACAAAUUUCUGAUUCUAUUCAAAGAUCAGGUGAAAUGGUCAUUUCAAAUGGCACACAGUAAUUAAACUUGGGUAAAUCAUUUCGGAUGUGCAAUUAAAAUACAUGUAGCACUAUUUUAAUUAUAUUAAGUCAAUUCAUCUUGACUGUAUUAUCAGUUGCCUUCAAGAAUUGGUUAUGAUUAUCAUUUCUGGGUCUAUUGGCUCUUUUUCAUCAUGGCAACAGAAAUUAACAUUAAAAAGUUACAACUAUAAGUUUUAUUGUUUGAAGAAAUGUUCAUAGACACAUUCAUAAACUUUGAAUUUAAAGUUCUGUUUUCAGAACCUUUUAUGUUGACUUGUGUUACGUAAAUUCAUAAAUUUCAAUUCAGGUGGCAUGAUUUUAAUAGGAUUUUAUCCUCUUCAAGAUGAAUAUUUAGGUCUAUUUCAGCUCUAACAUUCUAUAAUUUUCUCACUUGAAGGAUAAAAAAUGGUGAACUUUGUUUUAGUAGUAAUAAAUUUUUUUAACUGAAGAUUUACAUUUAUCAGUAAAAUGUGUCAGUGAAGAAAGGAAACAUGACUUUUUAUAAUUGAACCAGACUUCUUAUUUCUAAAUCCCAAAAGAAUUCUCAUAUUAUGAGUCUUAAAAAACACAGAAAUGUUUUAAAUGCUUAGCUUAUUUACUGAUUUCAAAAAUAAGAAACUGUAUAAUCUUUGCUCUAAAAAUUAUAGUACUUUUUUUCUUAUUCCCCCUCUCUGACCUGGAGUAUCUCAUAUCUCCGGGAGGCUAGUGCAGCUUAACUGAACUUUAUUCAGUAAAGAGCUGGUAUUUUAUCUCAGGAAUCUUUUGUCCAUUUCCUGCUGUCUUCCCUCUGCCCCAGGCUGAAGAGUAUUCCAUUGUCCAAAAGUAGCAGGUCUGAGAUUUUUAUUUUCUGUAAUCAGUUAUAAAGAAACUAAUUACUGUUAUGAAAUAGUUCAGAAUAUUUUUCUGAUUUCUAUAGCAGCAUGUGAUUUAAGUCAUGUCACAACUUUAAACACUUAUUUUCAGUAUAUUAUAACAUGAAUCUUGUCAGUAAAUUAUUUUUCUCUUUAUAAGUAUAUGGAGAUUUUGAAUUAAACCACUCAUUCAUUAAGCCUACAGUUUUCUUCUUUGAGACUCUUUUAAGAAGGACGUGAUUAUUUAUAUACUUUGGUAGAGUAAAAGGGAAAAUACUUUGGAUAAAAACAAUAUGCAAGGAUUCUAAUGGAGAAUAUUGAUUGCACUAUUCUUCUUUCUUGAGCUUUUUAAAGUGCUGCAAAAUUCUAAAAUAAUGACAUUACUGGUAUUUAGGUACUCCAAUAGCAAAUUCAGACUUUUAUCUAUAAUUAGUUACCAUUAUAUAAUACCUGAAACCAAAUGAAAUUUUUUUCCUUGAGAGUAACUGCCUUUGAUAGAGUAAAACAGAUAAAUUACUGGGGGAAAUGCAAGAAGAACAGAAAAUGGGUACAUAACUUGAAUUCUAUUUGUCUUCUUCCAUAUGGCUAACAGUUAAACUAAACCAGAUUCAACUGAUUUGUUUUUCUAGUUACCUUUCAUUUGGAUUUAAUCCCUGUACAACUUUUUCAUUCUUUGAUACCAGGUUCUUAAAGGAAAGACAGACUGUUUUCCUAUUAGAAAAAGUACUUGUACAAGUGUCAAGUUGGUGACUGAAUAGGCCUCUCUGUUCACAAUGCCAGCUGUCCUUCCUGAGUACCAAGUAAGGGCAGUGUGAUGUAUUAUUCAAAAUUUAAAGUUUGUUUCUAGUCCUUACCAGGUGGUGCUAGCAGAACCUUACUUACUAAAAUGAUUUUUAAUUUGAGGCAAGAAUAAUUUGAAAAUAAAAUGACUGGUGUGGAGACACUAAGCUUUUAUUUCUAUUUCUGGAUACGUAUGACUGAGAUGUCAGAUAAAUGAGCCAAACGUUUUAUGCAGCUAAUUUUAUUCUCACAACAUGUUACAUUUAAAUGUGUAAAAGUGGUCACUAGCAAAAGGGGCAGAGAGCAAAACCAAAUGUUCUUUUGGGAUAAACGAGCUGCCCUGGAUGGCAGGGGGUGCACUGGCUGAUAAAGGGGGAGCAUAUCUUCUCCCUGAAGCUGAAAUAAAUUAAACUUCAUGUGACUGGCUGCCUUACACACAUGGUAGCUGUGUAUUGGGUUAACUAUGCCUGGCAAACUAGAGAACUAAUGGUUUUACUAGUUAGGUUGUGCUCAUAUCAGUAAGGGAAAUGUUUCUCACAUUGCUUAUGAAAUCUUGAAUUUGUGUUGCAAUGCUUAUAAAAUAAGUGUAUCAUAUAAGAAAAGGAGGAAGGAUUUAGUGCUUCUGGUAAAUGACCUUGUGUAGAAUCAAUCAUUGUACAAAUGUUUGUCAUAAAAUCAUAAAGUGGAAUUUUUAAAAAAAGUAGCAGUGCCAACAGUUUAUCACCAAAAACUUAUUUUAAUGGAAAUGGGUCUGAUGGCCCUUCAUGCAGUAAGACAGACAAACAAAAACAAUGGUCCUUGUUAGCUAUUGGUGAUCUAUAUCCAGGUGGAAACAAAGGGCAUGUGGACAUGUGUCUGUCUCUUAGAUGAGCUUACACGUGUUGUGAAGGAUAUAAAAACUAAGCACCAAGCAGUGCUUUAAGUUUGCAAAGUAAAGUGUUUAGCCAUAGGCAUGUUGGCUAUUGCCCUUGAUGUGGCCAAGGAGCACGUAGAUGAGGUGGCAAGUCUGCGUCUAUCUAGCUGCUUUUAAAAAAUAAAAGGAACUUUAAGUAUUUGGCCUUUUCGUCUACAUAUUCCAAUAAAAAUGUGACUACAAAUCAUUACAAAACCACCUUUUAGGCAAUGUAUAGUUCACUGAGAUUACUGAGACCUGGAUACAUUGUCAGGUAAUAUCCAGUAAAGAUAAUACAUUAACACAAUUAUGUAGUAUAUUUCAGUAAAAAAUAGAAUAAAUAAAAUAAAAAUAUUUUAAGCUGUAUUUAACAGGUUAAUUAAAAAAAUGAUAAGACAUACAAGGCAUAGUGAACAUGGCUGCCUGUUUACCAAA
Molecule: messenger RNA, 6230 nt
Organism: Vicugna pacos (alpaca)
Lineage: Eukaryota; Metazoa; Chordata; Mammalia; Artiodactyla; Camelidae
Source: RefSeq, a predicted model, not a curated record